AUGGAAGGUUUCCUGUAUUCACUGGAGGACGAGUUCUUGGACUUCUGUGAUCCGCUUGAUUAUACUGACGAAUUAGACUCCACAUAUUCCAACGAAUCGGAUCAAGAAAAUCACAUUCAGAAUGUUUCCCUGGAUCCCUCGAACCCGCCUGUGAAGAAGAUUCAGCAACGAAAAGCCGCCAACAUGAGAGAACGGCGAAGGAUGAAGUCCAUCAACGACGCAUUCGAACACCUGAGAACAUGCAUUCCGACCACUGUGAACAACGACCGCCGCCUGUCUAAAGUGGACACGCUCAGACUGGCCAUCCGAUACAUUAGUCACCUCUCGGACAUGGUGAAGAGUUGUAACGGUUUCGGAAACAAUUCCCGCUUUUCUAAGAACAAUAAACCCCAGGAAAAGGUGGUGCUGAGGUGUCAUUUUGCAGAUUUCUGUAAUAAUGGAAUGGAGGAGGAUUCGACUCUGAUUGGUCAUUCUCUCUCGUGGUGUAAUACAAAGUUACAAAAGUAUCCAGAAAAGAAACUCUCGGCCAAAGUUUGGAUGCCGGAAAAUCCCACCGAAUCAGACUUUAUUAAUCUGUCCAACUACGCUGGGGAGUACACUUCUUGA
Molecule: messenger RNA, 606 nt
Organism: Gigantopelta aegis
Lineage: Eukaryota; Metazoa; Mollusca; Gastropoda; Neomphalida; Peltospiridae
Product: pancreas transcription factor 1 subunit alpha-like
Exons: 2
Coding region: 1-606 (201 amino acids)
Biological process (GO): regulation of transcription by RNA polymerase II; developmental process
Molecular function (GO): RNA polymerase II transcription regulatory region sequence-specific DNA binding; DNA-binding transcription factor activity, RNA polymerase II-specific; protein dimerization activity
Source: RefSeq, a predicted model, not a curated record